AUGUCCGUAAAACUGACAACCAUUUUUAGAAUCUUAAUUUGUGAAUUUUAUGGACAUUAUGGUCAACGUGGUCAUGUGAACCAAGAUAUUCUUCCUCAGAUUUCCGCUACAUAUGGUCCUUGUACGUGCUCAGAUCUUUUCAGUUUUUUAACUGCGAAACGUUCCUAUAAAGUGUACGUUAACGAUUUACUAAGGUCGCCAUCAGUAGCAGAAGGCCAUAUUCCUGCACGAUUCCAGAAAACGGUGAAGAAAACGGAAAGGAAAGGGGAACAUUCCUUUAUCAAGGAAGUGAGCUCUGCAACGAGGAGUGGAGAAGAACGUGGGAGAGAGCUCCAAAAGUAUACCGGUUUUGUAAAUGCACCUUAA
This is a messenger RNA of Necator americanus (New World hookworm), 366 nucleotides long. RefSeq lists its product as uncharacterized. The coding region runs from base 1 to 366 and encodes 121 amino acids. The record is from RefSeq and is a predicted model, not a curated record. The transcript has a single exon. NCBI's taxonomy places the organism in Eukaryota, Metazoa, Nematoda, Chromadorea, Rhabditida, Ancylostomatidae.